GUUCCAAAACUCCGUUCCAAGAACAGAGAUAGUGAAUAGCGUUGUCAACAGGUAGUGCGUGUGCCUUCACUGAAACUAUUUCCAAACUUCUUACAUGGUGUGGUUUACAAUAAUAAUUUUCCCAAAACUUUCAUGUCCCAGUGUUGAAGAAUUAUUAAACUGGAGGAGACCAGCUUUGGAAACCUAAUCGGAGAGGCAGAUAACGCUUCAAACAGCGGAGGCGGCGCUUACAAGCCAGUACCACCCCCGAAGCGGGUGCUGGUAGUGACGUCACCACCCCCGGAGGCAGCAACCUCCACCCCUCCACCACCCUACAGGAUGCCUCCCUACCCUCUGCACCCUCAAGCCGGAGUCGCCACACCCUACCAGCAACCCCCUAUCCCAGGAGCUGCCAUAGAUACCUCCCUACCUCCACAUCACAGCAAUUUACACACACAUUCCAGCAAGUUUCCUAUUGAACGUGAAGUCAUCCUAACUAGUGGUGAUAAAAACUCGAAAAUUCCAAUUCUGAACGAGUACAGAAAACGCUCGAAAGCUGCUGUGAUAGCACCUGAUGCCCCCAACAAACAACUAGCCUGGACUGAAGACAAAAAUAGGUGUGACCCUACAAUGCAAGGUAAUGCUUCUCAAGAGACAAUGCCUGUUCACCAAGUUUACAAGGCUCAGCCAAUGACGUUGCUCGACUCAAGCCAAAUGUCGGAGCCUUCUCCAAUCAGGCCGCAGGAUCAUAUGAAUGGAUAUUCGAGGUAAGAACAAUGGAAUCUA
Nilaparvata lugens (brown planthopper) is the source of this 765-nucleotide messenger RNA. RefSeq lists its product as uncharacterized. NCBI's taxonomy places the organism in Eukaryota, Metazoa, Arthropoda, Insecta, Hemiptera, Delphacidae. Bases 319 to 750 code for a protein of 143 amino acids. The transcript has 5 exons. The record is from RefSeq and is a predicted model, not a curated record.